This is a messenger RNA of Vollenhovia emeryi, 839 nucleotides long. RefSeq lists its product as uncharacterized. Gene Ontology annotation, biological process: regulation of transcription by RNA polymerase II. The record is from RefSeq and is a predicted model, not a curated record. The transcript has 4 exons. Lineage: Eukaryota; Metazoa; Arthropoda; Insecta; Hymenoptera; Formicidae. The annotation marks the transcript as partial. Gene Ontology annotation, cellular component: nucleus; transcription regulator complex.
AGAAGUCCAUUAAUUGUAAAAGAAGCAUGGCUGGAAGUAGCAAAAGAAUUAGAUGAUAAAUUUGAGGUUGAGAAUAUAAAGAAACGUUGGCGAAAUCUUAGAGAUUCUUACAAGAAAGCAAGAAAGAAGGCAACAGCUUAUAUACCUAGUGGCUCAGCAGCAUCAGCAUCAGACAACGAUGACAGUUUUCGGUUUUAUGAUCAAAUGACAUUUUUGAACGACUCAAUAAAUUCUAGACCUACAAAGAGCAAUAUCUCACAAGAUUCAUGUGAUUCCUUCAACCUCAACGAAGUAAGCAACUCUGAUGCACUUUCUACUGCAAAUGGACAAUCUAUUGACAUGGAUUCCAUUGGUGAAACAUCAGGACAUAGCAGCUCAUUUGAUCAUAACCAGUUUAAAGAGCACACUAAACGCACAAGGAAACAAUCGGUUGAUGCUGAAUUUAAACAAAGCAUUGUACAAAUUUUAUCAGACGCUAAUAAACGAGAUAAUGAUGGUAUUGAAGGCUUUCUAAUGCAACUAGGUGCAAUUAUGAAUAAAUUGCCUUAUAGAGACAGAAGAAUACUUGAAAAAGAUAUUAUGAAUUUAGCAUUUGAAGCAGAAGAAAAGACGGGCAUUCUAUAAUAUUGAUUUUCAUACAAACUUUUUAUUUACUUUUAAUUUGGUAGAAGACAAAUUAUAAUACUUAACCCUCUGGUAGUAGACUAUCAGAAUUUAGUUUUUUAUUUUUAAUUUAAUUUAAAUUUUUUUAAAUUACGUCUGGGUCUGUUAGACCCAGUCUACUACCAGAGGGUUAAUUCUAAUACAUAAAAUUUAUUUUUUUGUUUAAUACAAUAUUU